This is a messenger RNA of Trichechus manatus latirostris (Florida manatee), 2205 nucleotides long. It is a transcript of the gene DCX, whose product is annotated as doublecortin. Lineage: Eukaryota; Metazoa; Chordata; Mammalia; Sirenia; Trichechidae. Gene Ontology annotation, cellular component: microtubule; neuron projection; microtubule organizing center. Gene Ontology annotation, biological process: intracellular signal transduction; axoneme assembly; neuron migration. The record is from RefSeq and is a predicted model, not a curated record. The transcript has 7 exons. Gene Ontology annotation, molecular function: microtubule binding. The coding region runs from base 54 to 1136 and encodes 360 amino acids.
UCAGCAUCUCCACCCAACCAGCAGAAAACCGGUCUUUGAGGUUCCACCAAAAUAUGGAACUUGAUUUUGGACACUUUGACGAAAGAGAUAAGACAUCCAGGAACAUGCGAGGCUCACGGAUGAAUGGGCUGCCCAGCCCCACUCACAGCGCCCACUGUAGCUUCUACCGAACCAGAACCUUGCAGGCACUGAGCAAUGAGAAGAAAGCCAAGAAGGUACGUUUCUACCGCAAUGGGGACCGCUACUUCAAGGGGAUUGUGUACGCUGUGUCCUCUGACCGUUUUCGCAGCUUCGACGCCUUGCUGGCUGACCUGACUCGAUCUCUGUCCGACAACAUCAACCUGCCUCAGGGAGUACGUUAUAUAUACACCAUUGAUGGAUCCAGGAAGAUCGGAAGCAUGGAUGAACUGGAGGAAGGGGAAAGCUAUGUCUGUUCCUCAGACAACUUCUUUAAAAAGGUGGAGUACACCAAGAAUGUCAAUCCCAACUGGUCUGUCAAUGUGAAGACAUCAGCCAAUAUGAAAGCCCCUCAAUCCCUGGCUAGCAGCAACAGUGGCCAGGCCAGGGAGAACAAGGACUUUGUGCGCCCCAAGCUGGUGACCAUCAUCCGCAGUGGGGUGAAGCCUCGGAAGGCUGUGCGAGUGCUUCUGAACAAGAAGACAGCUCACUCAUUUGAGCAAGUCCUCACUGAUAUCACUGAAGCCAUCAAACUAGAGACCGGGGUUGUCAAAAAACUCUACACUCUGGACGGAAAACAAGUAACCUGUCUCCAUGAUUUCUUUGGUGAUGACGAUGUGUUUAUUGCCUGUGGUCCUGAAAAAUUUCGCUAUGCUCAGGAUGAUUUUUCUCUGGAUGAAAAUGAGUGCCGAGUCAUGAAGGGAAACCCAUCAGCCACAGCUGGCCCAAAGGCGUCCCCAACGCCUCAGAAGAGUUCAGCCAAGAGCCCUGGUCCUAUGCGCCGGAGCAAGUCUCCAGCUGACUCAGCAAACGGAACCUCCAGCAGCCAGCUCUCUACCCCCAAGUCUAAGCAGUCUCCCAUCUCUACGCCCACCAGUCCUGGCAGCCUCCGGAAGCACAAGGACCUGUACCUGCCUCUGUCCUUGGAUGACUCUGAUUCACUUGGAGAUUCCAUGUGAAGGGGAAGACAGUAUUCAGAGUCCAGAGUACAAAUCCAAUCUUACCGUUACAGUAGAGUACUUCUGCUCAAGUGUCCAACAAGGCUAUUGGUGCUUUCAAGUUUUUAUUUGUUGUUGUUGUUGCUGUUAUUUUGAAAAACACUCUGUAAUAUGUUGGAUUUAUUUUCCUGUGAUUUCUCCUCUGGGCCACUGAUCCACAGUUACCAAUUACGAGAGAUAGAUUGAUAACCAUCCUUUGGGGUAACUUUCCAGGGAUGCAAAAUGUGCCAGUCCAUGACCUUUCUAUUGAAUGCUUAGGUACCUGCGUUAUUUUCCCGUUUCACUUCACUCAUAUGCUACAGUCUUCCUUCUGUAGAGGGUUGUUUACAUACAUAGCACUUAAAAUGUGCGUGUAGGGGGAAAAGAAACCUCAUUGGUGGAUCCAAGAGUGACAAACACAAGUGCCCCUUGUCUCCCGAUCUCAAGAAUGCUGGAGGAUCCUGGAAGUAUGGCAAGCAGCUCCCCAGCCUUGCUCUUCACUCCUGCUUGAGCCCCUGGUGGGUUGUCUAGCACCAAUUCUUGCUGUCAUGGGGAAGAAACACCAGCAACUUGUAAUUCUGACACCAGAUGCUUAGGACCCCAGUGUAGGGCUAACUAAAAGAGACUAGGCGGAAUUGGAAAAUACUGCAGACAUUUCAGUAGAUAUAUAAAACACAGUGAAUUCCUUGUCAACCUUUCCACUGGGGCAAUUUGGAAUCAAUAAGCAAUUGAUAUGUGUUGGAGGUGAGGAACUUCAUAUACCCGAUUCCUCUAGGAGGCUAACAUACCAAGUUAUUAUACGAACUGUAUGGUAUCCAUCUAUCUCUGUUCUAUUGAAUGCCUUGUAAACAGCCAACACUGAAAACACUGUGAGAAUUUGUUUUCAGGUCUGACACCUUUUGGUCGCUUUUUAUAGCCAAAAACCAAUAUCCUUUUUAUAAAAUCUCGUGUCUGUAUUUCAGGAGCAAACUCUUCAGGCUCCUUUUUUAUAAACUGGUGACUUUUCUUUUGUCUAAAAAACACAUGCAGAAAAUUUACCAAAAAAAAAAAA